AAAUCUUCCUCCAGGUCCCAAACCAUGGCCUAUCAUUGGCAACCUUAACCUGAUUGGUCCCCUCCCUCACCAAUCCCUCCACAAACUAUCCCAACAAUAUGGACCCUUAAUGCAACUCAAGUUCGGAUCCUUCCCCGUUGUCAUUGCAUCAUCUCCUGACAUGGCUAAGCUCUUCUUGAAGACAUUUGAUAAUUUCUUUGCCUCUAGACCACGGACGGCCGCAGGCAAGUACACAACUUACAACUAUUCCAACAUCACUUGGUCACCAUACGGUCCACACUGGCGCCAAGGUCGCAAAAUUUAUCUCAACCACAUCUUCAGUUCACGAAUGCUGGAGUCCUUCGAGUACAUCCGUGUUGAGGAAAUGCGGUUUUUCGUCUCACGGCUAAAUGCCUUAUCAGGAAAACCUGUCGUGCUUAGGGAGCAGCUCUCUCGGGUUACUCUGAGCAUCAUUAGCCGAAUGGUGUUGGGGAAGAAAUACUUUAGCGAGUCUGAGCAUGAGAUUGGAUCCAAUAUUGUAACGCUCGAAGAGUUUCAGGAGAUGCUGGAUGAGUUGUUCUUUCUUAAUGGAGUGCUCAACAUAGGUGAUUGGAUUCCCUGGCUAGAUUUCUUGGACUUACAGGGUUAUGUGAAGCGAAUGAAGGCUUUAAAGAAGAAAUUCGAUCGGUUUCAUCGCUAUGUCAUUGAGGAUCACAAUAGUAGGAGGAGAGACACAAAUUUCGUGCCUCAAGACAUGAUGGAUUUACUAUUGCAGCUCACAGAUGAUGAUUCUGUCGACGUUCAGCUCAAUUAUGACGGUGUCAAGGGGUUCAUUCAGGAUCUAAUUGCGGGAGGCACAGAUACUUCAGCAACAACUGUAGAAUGGGCGAUGUCAGAACUCUUGAAACAGCCAGAGUUAAUUAAGAAGGCAACUGAAGAGCUAGACAGGGUCAUUGGGAGGGAAAGAUGGGUGCAAGAGAAGGACAUCCCACAACUUCCAUAUAUAGAGGCAAUUAUGAAGGAAACAAUGAGAAAACACCCUGUUGCUGUCCUGCUGGCACCGCAUCUGGCCCUGGAAGAUUGUGUAGUUGGGGGUUUUGACAUCCCUAAAGGGACUGUAGUUUUUAUAAACGCCUGGAGCAUGGGAAGAAACCCUGACGUUUGGGACGCCCCAGAAGAUUUCCGUCCGGAGAGGUUCUUGCAGGGGAAGGCCAUUGAUGUGAAAGGGCAGAACUUUGAGCUGCUGCCUUUUGGGUCCGGGAGGCGGAUGUGUCCCGGAUACAGCCUGGGACUGAAGAUGAUAUCUUCAAUGAUUGCAAAUUUGUUGCAGGGAUUCAACUGGAAAUUGCCUGAGAAUAUCAAAGAAGAGGAGUUGAGCAUGGAGGAAGUUUAUGGAUUGGCUACACCACGAAAGUUUCCUGUUGUUGCCGUUCUCGAGCCUCGUCUCCCACUUCAUCUGUAUUAGUACUUUGAUUGAUCAUAUGAAUUAAUAUAUGUAACUGCAUACUCUGUUUGCUGAUGCUAAAU
Messenger RNA from Rubroshorea leprosula, 1506 nucleotides. Lineage: Eukaryota; Viridiplantae; Streptophyta; Magnoliopsida; Malvales; Dipterocarpaceae. The record is from the annotation of a GenBank genome assembly.